AUGAUCAAGACGAUCAGCGAAGUGGACCCCACAGGAGCCCUUUUGAAUGCCAUGACUGAUCAAUACAGGCAGUAUCUCCACCACAGGCCGGACUCGAUGAAGUGCAUAGUCAAUAAACUGACAAACAGCAGUGACAACGGCGGUGCCUCCAUGCUGCAAGAGCUGGCGGACGCCAUGGACACCCAAAUAGACAGUGACAAGGAAGGCGAGGAUGACGAAAUGGCUUUCAAGGCUGCCACCGCAUGGGAGCCCGACCCCAUCAUUGACACCGAGAUCGUGCGCCGCAAUGAGAAGCGGCUCAACGACGUUGUGUCAACCCUAGUUGGCGUGUACGGCAGCAAGGACAUGUUCAUAGAGGAAUACCGCAAGACGCUGGGAGAAAAACUGCUGUCCAAGACGGACUACGACUGCGACCACGAGAUUCAAACGCUCGAGCUGCUGAAGCUGCGCUUCGAUGAGACGGCGCUGCACAACUGCGAGGUCAUGCUGAAGGACAUGGGCGACUCAAAGCGUAUCAACAGCACGCUGGUGAACAACGAGGGCACGUCCGCUGCCGUUGAGAGGCGGAGCAGGCGUGGAGAGCAGCUCGACCAGGCCAACUUGUCAGCAACCAUCAUCUCGGAGCUCUUUUGGCCGGAACUGCCAGACACCGACAUCAAGCUUCCGCCAGAAAUUCGCCAGCGGUUGGAUGUCUACGCAGAUCGCUACCACCAGCACAAAGCGCCCAGGAAGCUCGUCUGGAGGACGGGCCUGGGCUCCGUGGAACUGGCUGUCACUGUGGGCCGCACCACCCGCAGCUUCACGGUCAAUCCCACCUACGCCAUGAUCUUGUACAUGUUCCAGGCGCUGUCCAGGUGGACGCCGGACGACCUGGCGCGCGAGCUGGGCCUAACGCCCCAGGUGCUGCGGGCGAAGGCCCUGUUCUGGGUGAAUAACGGCGUCCUGGUGGAGGCCCGGGGCAGGCGGGGGGACAUGUUCUACCAACGAGCUGAGGCCCUGGACGACAGAGCAGGCACCGCAGCCCCCGCCGAUCUGGGCCUGGAGGACGAGGGCCCCAGCUGCAUGACCCCCGCCCCAGUGCAGGGCCACGAGGAACUGAAGGCGUUCGAAACCUACAUCGUGGACUUCCUCGCCAACGGGUGCAACCCCGGGGGCUGCACACUGGAGCAGAUCCACAAGCACCUGCGAAUGUUCUGCAUACGGCCAAAGUACGACAAGCUGCAGGACCAGCUGGCGGCCUACUUGGCGACGAUGAUGGAACGAAACAAGGUCGUACACCAGGGGGGAUUGUACAAAAUAAAAGCUGGGCGAAGCACAUAG
This is a messenger RNA of Ostreobium quekettii, 1320 nucleotides long. Lineage: Eukaryota; Viridiplantae; Chlorophyta; Ulvophyceae; Bryopsidales; Ostreobiaceae. The record is from the annotation of a GenBank genome assembly.